This is a messenger RNA of Porites lobata, 1163 nucleotides long. Lineage: Eukaryota; Metazoa; Cnidaria; Anthozoa; Scleractinia; Poritidae. The record is from the annotation of a GenBank genome assembly.
AUUCUAGUAUCAGUACAAGGCUUUAAAACACGCAGCGUCACAAGGCAUCACAAGGCAUCACAAAGUAUCACAAGGUAUCACAAAGUAUCACAAGGUAUCACAAAGUAUCACAAAGUAUCACAGAGUAUCACAAAGUAUCACAAGGUAUCACAAAGUAUCACAAGGCAUCACAAAGUAUCACAAGGUAUCACAAAGUAUCACAAGGUAUCACAAAGUAUCACAAGGUAUCACAAGGUAUCACAGAGUAUCACAAAGUAUCACAAGGUAUCACAAAGUAUCACAAAGUAUCACAAGGUAUCACAAAGCAUCACAAAGUAUCACAAAGCAUCACAAAGUAUCACAAAGUAUCACAAAGUAUCACAAAGUAUCACAAAGUAUCACAGAGUAUCACAGAGUAUCACAAAGUAUCACAAGGUAUCACAAAGUAUCACAAGGUAUCACAAGGUAUCACAAGCCAUCACAAAGUAUCACAUGGCAUCACAAAGUAUCACAAAGUAUCACAAGAUAUCACAAAGUAUCACAAGGUAUCACAAAGUAUCACAAAGUAUCACAAGGAAUCACAAGCCAUCACAAAGUAUCACAAGGCAUCACAGAGUAUCACAAGGUAUCACAAAGUAUCACAAGGUAUCACAAAGCAUCACAGAGUAUCACAAAGCAUCACAAAGUAUCACAAGGUAUCACAAAGUAUCACAAGGUAUCACAAAGUAUCACAAAGUAUCACAGAGUAUCACAAAGUAUCACAAAGUAUCACAAGGUAUCACAAGGUAUCACAAGCCAUCACAAAGUAUCACAAGGCAUCACAAAGUAUCACAAAGUAUCACAAGGUAUCACAAAGUAUCACAAGGUAUCACAAAGUAUCACAAAGUAUCACAAGGUAUCACAAGGUAUCACAAGCCAUCACAAAGUAUCACAAGGCAUCACAAAGUAUCACAAGGUAUCACAAAGUAUCACAAGGUAUCACAAAGUAUCACAAGGUAUCACAAAGUAUCACAAAGUAUCACAAGGCAUCACAAAGUAUCACAAAGUAUCACAAGGUAUCACAAAGUAUCACAAAGUAUCACAAGGUAUCACAAGGUAUCACAAGCCAUCACAAAGUAUCACAAGGCAUCACAAAGUAUCACAAAGUAUCACAAGGUAUCACAAAGUAUCACAAGGUAUCACAA